Morone saxatilis (striped sea-bass) is the source of this 2750-nucleotide messenger RNA. Its product is annotated as TRAF3-interacting JNK-activating modulator. The record is from RefSeq and is a predicted model, not a curated record. Lineage: Eukaryota; Metazoa; Chordata; Actinopteri; Moronidae.
AGUUAUGCUCAGCAGAAACAGCUACAUGUGAAACACAGACAAACCCCGCACACUAUUUCAGAGGAGUUAGAAAAUGGAUAAUUUCUGAAGCACCUCAUGGAGACUUUUCCCCCACUGAAUGAGAUGGCGUUAUAGAACCAGCUACUCCCUCCUGCCCUGCAGUUACUCCUCUACAACCAUUCCCAUCAACUGACCAUCCCCUGCCCUCCUGCUAACCCUAACGCAGUCCUUGAGUUGUGCCAGUGGGUGCAAACCUGGUUUCCUGUCUUCACACAGCCAUGGACGCCCUGACUAUUAGGGGAAUACAGGUCUCCCCAGUAAGAGACUUUGACCAAAUGGUGGAGAUCAGAGCCGAGAAACAUGAACACCUACGAGGACGUAACAACGUGACUUCAUGUCGCAGCCCUACAAGAGAGUUUAACACAAGACUGAUAAAGAAUGAACAGAAGGAAAAGAGGCAUCUGGAAUUUCUGAGGAGGAGAUCAGUGAGCCCAGAGCUGUGUGGUGUGAAGCCAACAAACCGGUCUAAGAAGACGAAACAUUCACCAGAGACAUUUUCAAUGAAACAUCAAUCAUCAUCAAUCAGCAAGUCAGAGACACUGCAUACAAAUAUCCAAAAUACUUCCAAAGCUAAUGGAUAUCCAGUGAUUUUAACACCAAACAGCAACAUAACUGAUGGCCCAGGCAGCAGGAAAUGGGCUUCAUUAUGGCCCGAACAGGUAACACUGAUGAGGCAAGAGAAAGGCCAUGUAAGGGUGCAUGCAUCUACCUCUUCGUCAGCUAUACAGGAGUCAAACCAGCACUUUUUACUCUCUCACCAAACAGAAAAGAUUCAACACAAAUUCUCUGUCCAAACUGAAAAUAUUGUUAAAAAAAAGAUACUGCGAGAGACCAGCGUGCAGACAGAGUUGGGUCUUAUCACUGUCAAGGAGUCAGAUGUUCAGCGGUUAGCCGACUACUUGCAGGAGGCUCUGUGGAGAGAGGAGGCAGUGAAGAAGAAGCUGGCAGCCCUCCAGGAGAGCACAUCAAACCUUGUGAACUCCUCCAGCAAAAUAUGGACAGCUCACUGCAGUGAAGACCUACUGAGAAACAAGAUCAAGGCUCUGGAGGCGCAGCUGCAAGUCUGCCUGCAGAAGUUUCCCAGGGAUGGAGUGAAGAAACUGGUGCUACAGAUGGAGAAGCAGAAACUGGCGUAUGAGGAGAAGGCCUUGGUUGCCUUGCAAAAGGCAACACAGGACAAAACAGAGGCGCUCACCAAGGCUGAGACAAUGCAGGAAGCGCUAAUUACAGCAAAGGCAGAGGCACUGAGAUGGCAGAGCCUUUAUGAUGAUCUGAAGAUGAACUGUGGACAACUGAGGGAGAACCAACUCCUCAGCAAUGAACAGCUACAACAGCUGCACAGCCAAGUGGAGCUGUCCAGAGCCAGAGAGGACGAGCUGAGGGAAGAGGUGGUGUCAUUAAGACAAGAGAAGCAGGAGCUACAGUACAACAUUUGCCUGCUGGAAGGGAAGAACCAGAUGUUAAGAGAGGAAAUUCAGCACCUUAAAGAUUGCAGCAAUGAGACUCAGGAGUUGAUGGAGUCAGAGGAAGCAGAGCAACAACUGAGGAGAGACUCUCAGGUGGAGGAGCAGCUCCGUCACACUCAGGAGAAACUCCGACUCAAAGAGAGAGAGACACGGCUGUGUGGCUCCUGGUGGAAGGUGUGGAUGUUCUUCCUUCUACUCCUCGUUGUGGUGGAAGUUGCCCUGUUGUGGCUGUGGUAUCCUCCUUUCAGGGAGCAAGUUGAAGACCUGUACUCAGACAUAGAGACACGCAUCGAAGAUUAUCUAGUGGAAAUGGCCUCUCCUCAGCACUCAAGCUGUUUUAGACCAAUAUGAUAAUGGCACUGCUCAGGAAUGUAAUUUUUAUUGUGGCUUUUGUUUUAAAAUAAGACUAUUCUAGGAUAUAGUUUGUUGAUAUUUUUGUAUUUUAUACUAUUUCAGACUUGGAACUCAACGUGUGUGUGUGUGUAUGAUGUGUAGGAUCUUCAAAUACAAGUGAACACUUAAAGUGUGAAAAAUAUAACAAUGUUUGCAACAAUUACAACAUGUUGAAAGCACAGCUUACAAGUUGACUGAGGUUAAUAACAUUUUAAGAACCUGUGAAACUGUCAACAAAAUAGUAGGGGAAAAUGAGGAAGUAUCAUUUUUACUGUAAACAGCUUAUUUAGUCAAAAGCACCACCUUGAAUUAUUAGAAAAGGCAGAUAAAACAUUAAGCACUUAAAAUGAAGAUAAAAUAUCACAGUAAUGCUUUCAGCUGUUGUGGUGACAUGCUGGGGAGUUUUUUUAGAUUCACUGCUGGGGGAGUAAGCACUCAAUAAAAGAGCCAUUAGCAUUAGAAAUAAAGAAAUAUUGUCAUAAGAAAUGUUACUGUUUGUCGAGUUUUCUUUUGAAUGUUGUCUGAGUAAGAUACCCAAGGUCUCCAUUGUGAAGACAUUGUUAGGAAGGACCACAGUUAAAUUGAUCAGAGAGGACAGUUUAAUUGGGCUUAUUGCAUGGAAAUGGGAUUUAAUUUGCAGUCUCAUCGUUACAACGGUAUCACUGAUUAGUGAGGAAACAUCUUCAUCAUCCACUGACCAACCUUAAUUCCCCUGUGGGUAAUAUUUUAUCCUACUUGGGGAGUGAAACUUUCUGUAAACCACUGGACUGUGAAAUCCACAUUUACCCUCUAAAGUCUCUCCUACAGAUCUCUUACACUGUCUUACAAAAU